AUGGGACGUCCGUCGAAAAUGGGCAACAAAGGCCCAGCCGAGCAACUCUGUGUGUACAGACGAUGCCAAAGCGUGCCGAGUGGAUUCAAGGACAAAGCUGACUUCUGUUAUAAACCAAGAAACUUCAGAAGCUGUACAGUGGAUCGAGACGGAGCUGAACGACAACAGCAGAUGAUGGAAGCAAAAUUCCAGACGCGACCACCACUGCAAGAUGUGAUACGCUCGAGAUCACGGAUCCGACGCAUCAAACAUGAGUUAUGUUCCAAGCCAAGCGACCUCGUGUGA
Molecule: messenger RNA, 285 nt
Organism: Gongylonema pulchrum
Lineage: Eukaryota; Metazoa; Nematoda; Chromadorea; Rhabditida; Gongylonematidae
Source: the annotation of a GenBank genome assembly